Messenger RNA from Aspergillus fumigatus Af293, 507 nucleotides. Its product is annotated as putative L-PSP endoribonuclease family protein (Hmf1). Gene Ontology annotation, cellular component: mitochondrion; cytosol. The record is from RefSeq and is a predicted model, not a curated record. The coding region runs from base 1 to 507 and encodes 168 amino acids. Gene Ontology annotation, molecular function: deaminase activity. The transcript has 4 exons. Lineage: Eukaryota; Fungi; Ascomycota; Eurotiomycetes; Eurotiales; Aspergillaceae.
AUGCUUAAAAGCAGCUUUCGUCUUCUCUCCUCAUCUUCAUCUCGCCUUCUAACCUCAUCUCCUCGAUUUUCUGCUCAUUACCCAGUUCUACGCACCUACCCAACCCCAUUCCACCGCCAAUCCGUCAACAUGUCUGGCAUGACCCCCGUUUUCACAACGGGUGCCUGCCCUCCUGCCGGCCCCUACUCCCAAGCUAUCCGUGCCAACGGCCAGCUCUUCAUCUCCGGCCAGAUUCCCGCUGAUGCUUCCGGCAACCUCGUCGAGGGCAACAUCGGCGAAAAGACACAGGCCUGCUGCAAUAACAUCAAGGCCAUUCUGGACGCUGCCGGGUCCAGUGUUGACAAGAUCGUCAAGGUCAACGUCUUCCUCACUAAUAUGGCCGACUUCGCCGAGAUGAACGCUACCUAUGAGAAGUUCUUCACCCACAAGCCGGCUCGUAGCUGUGUUGCCGUUGCUCAACUGCCCAAGGGUGUGCCGGUCGAGAUCGAGUGCAUUGCUCUGCAGUAA